This is a messenger RNA of Scheffersomyces coipomensis, 1017 nucleotides long. Its product is annotated as mitochondrial 54S ribosomal protein uL16m. The transcript has a single exon. The record is from RefSeq and is a predicted model, not a curated record. Gene Ontology annotation, cellular component: ribosome; mitochondrial large ribosomal subunit. Gene Ontology annotation, molecular function: rRNA binding; structural constituent of ribosome. Gene Ontology annotation, biological process: mitochondrial translation. NCBI's taxonomy places the organism in Eukaryota, Fungi, Ascomycota, Pichiomycetes, Serinales, Debaryomycetaceae. Bases 194 to 901 code for a protein of 235 amino acids.
UCAUGUAAAUAGUCUAUAUAUAUUGUAUACAAAAUAGAAGCACUAAUUAUUGCGGUCAGGAUGUUUGUACCAAAAUUUUUGAAAAAUGCGUGUUUGACUCAAAAUUGAUAAUUUUUGAUGAAAAUUUAUUUAACCGUCUUAUUGGAACAGGUUUGAUUUAAACAGCAAAAGGAUUGAUAACACCAUAGAAGCAAUGUUUGGAUUGUCGAGAUCUUUAUUCUCAGGGUUGUCUCUAGGUGCUAGACCUCUGAUCUUUCCAUCAGUUGGUUCUUUAACCAAUUCCAAUCUCACAAUUUCCAAUACAAUCUUUAUGAGAUUGAAACAUGAAUAUGCUCCAAGAUAUAAAGCCGUUAGAAAAACCAUGAAAGGUAGAGUCAGUGUCAGAACUGGAGGUUCUGUUAAAGGUAAUAGUCUAGAAUUCGGUAAACUUGGUUUAAGAUUGAAAUCAAAGGGGAUCAGAAUGGCAGCUAAUCAAUUACUUGCAGCUGAUAAAGUAUUAAAGAGAGAACUUAGACCAACUCGUUCACAAUUACUUACAAGAUUCACAUGUAAUACCGCAGUCUGUGUCAAAGGUAAUCAAACAAGAAUGGGUAAAGGUAAGGGAGCCUUUGAUCAUUGGGCUUGUCGUUUCCCUACCGGUAAGGUUUUAUUUGAAAUCAGAGGUGAUAUUCAUGAUAAAGUUGCUAGAGAAGCAUUAAGAAAAGCUGCUGAUAAAUUACCAGGAUUAUUCGAAGUAAUAACUCCAGGAACAAAAGUAAGAGUUAGUAUGACACAUUUAAUAGAAAAGCCAGAAUCGGUCAAUUAUGUGGAAAAGUUGAAUGCCACUCCAACUAAAAAAUGGGCAAACUUACAAACUAGUAAAACUGAUCCAAUCUAUAAGUUGUAUAGUGGACGUAAAUAGGUCAAUUUACCACUCUUGUAUAUAUAUAAAGUCAUGUAUUUAAUAUAGAAUAGCAUUCAUUCUUUAACUUGGUGCUGGUAACUAGUGUAAAGCAAUUUGGUGUCAGUGCGUACAGA